Molecule: messenger RNA, 1937 nt
Organism: Rhineura floridana
Lineage: Eukaryota; Metazoa; Chordata; Lepidosauria; Squamata; Rhineuridae
Gene: ABAT
Product: 4-aminobutyrate aminotransferase
Exons: 17
Coding region: 284-1786 (500 amino acids)
Biological process (GO): GABA catabolic process
Cellular component (GO): mitochondrion
Molecular function (GO): pyridoxal phosphate binding
Source: RefSeq, a predicted model, not a curated record
GCUCCGAUUGGCUGCGGCGCGCUCGGCGAGCGGGCCAGCUGCGGGCCGCCCUCCCGGGCGCUCAGCGCAGCGGGCGAGGAAGGGAGCGCGGCGAAAGCGGCUCAGGUCGGAGCGAGCCGGCGCGGUUGCCUGGAGGCGGUGGGUUACGACUUAUGGCGACCCUAUCAGUCAGCGACCAACAGCAUCUGUUGUAAACCACCCUGUUCAGCACUUGUCAUCAGCCAGAAGACAGGAAAAAGAAGAGUUUGAUUGACUGUUUUUUCUUGACGAAGGAAAAGGGGAAAUGGCGUUGAUGCUGUUGAGCCGGCAUUUAACAAGUUCGCUUCAACAGAACUCUAGGAUCCUUGCAGUUGGGCAGAAAGGAAUCAGUCAAGCGGCAGCUAAAGUCGAUGUGGAGUUUGACUAUGAUGGGCCUCUCAUGAAGACAGAAGUCCCCGGGCCAAAAUCUAGGGAAUUAAUGAAACAGUUGAAUGGAAUUCAGAACGCAGAAGCCGUGCACUUUUUCUGCAACUAUGAGGAAAGUCGGGGGAACUACCUGGUCGACGUUGAUGGGAACCGCAUGUUGGAUCUCUACUCUCAGAUCUCUUCCAUCCCAAUAGGUUACAACCAUCCAUCUCUGAUAAAACUCUUGCAGCAGCCUCAGAACCUGAGUACCUUCGUCAACAGGCCUGCCCUGGGGAUUUUGCCCCCAAAAAACUUUGCCGAAAAGCUAAAGGAGUCGCUGCUCUCGGUGGCUCCUAAAGGUCUACCUCAGGUUAUCACCAUGUCUUGUGGAUCUUGCUCGAACGAAAAUGCCUUCAAAACCAUAUUCAUGUGGUACAGGAAUAAAGAAAGAGGGCGUAACAGCAUCACCAAGGAAGAACUGGAGACAUGCAUGAUCAAUCAGCCACCAGGCUGCCCUGAAUACAGCAUCCUUUCCUUUAUGGGUGGAUUUCACGGCAGAACCAUGGGGUGCUUGGCUGCCACACAUUCCAAAGCCAUUCACAAACUGGACAUCCCCUCUUUUGACUGGCCAAUUGCUCCGUUUCCAAGGCUGAAGUACCCGCUGGAAGAGUUUGUGAAAGAAAAUGAACAGGAAGAGGCCCGCUGUCUAGAGGAGGUGGAAGAUUUGAUUGUCAAAUACAGGAAAAAGAAGAAAAUUGUUGCAGGGAUCAUUGUUGAGCCAAUUCAGUCGGAAGGCGGUGACAACCACGCUUCUGAUGACUUCUUCAGAAAGUUGAGGGACAUCUCCAGAAAGCACGGCUGCGGUUUCCUGGUGGAUGAAGUGCAGACAGGAGGCGGGUGCACUGGCAAGUUCUGGGCCCACGAACACUGGGGCCUCGACGACGCGGCCGACGUGCUGACUUUCAGCAAGAAAAUGAUGACGGGCGGGUUUUUCCACAAGGAGGAAUUCCGGGCCAACGCUCCAUAUCGGAUUUUCAACACGUGGCUGGGGGACCCCUCCAAGAACCUCCUGCUCGCAGAAGUCAUUAACGUAAUAAAAAGAGAGGACCUUCUGAACAAUGCAGUUCAUUCAGGGAAGGCGCUGUUGACAGGACUGCUGGAUUUACAGAGCCGCUACCCACAUCUGAUCAGCAGGACGCGAGGGCGAGGGACCUUCUGUUCAUUUGACACUCCAAACGACGCUAUCAGGAACAAGCUCAUUGCAUUGGCCAGAAACAAAGGUGUGGUGUUGGGAGGCAGCGGCGACCGAUCGAUCCGUUUCCGGCCUACACUGGUCUUCCGUGACCACCAUGCACAUCUCUUCUUGAACAUCUUCAGCGAUAUCUUGGCAGACUUCAAGUAGCCGAUUCUUCCCUUGCACUGAGAGAGCCCAAAUCCUCUAAGAGUCUGAGAAUAGUUUAUUUAAGAUCAUAUAUAUAUAUAUAUAUAUAUAUAUAUAUAUAUUCAUUAAUAGGAAAAACUGAAUUCAUAAAGUUUUUUUAAUGUUUGUUUUA